This is a messenger RNA of Argiope bruennichi, 671 nucleotides long. RefSeq names its product U3-aranetoxin-Ce1a-like. The coding region runs from base 66 to 521 and encodes 151 amino acids. The record is from RefSeq and is a predicted model, not a curated record. The transcript is spliced from 4 exons. Lineage: Eukaryota; Metazoa; Arthropoda; Arachnida; Araneae; Araneidae.
UUUCUGACACGGGAUUUUCGGAAACUUCAAAAGAAAGAAAAAGUUGUUUUCUAGAACUUUGAGCCAUGAAGUGGAUUAUAUUGCUAGCAUUUUUUACGGCCUGCAUGGCUGUGGUGUCGUGUCGCGGAUUCAGCCGUAGAUCGGGCCGGUGUGAAUCUUCUGCUGAUUGUGCCGACGACGAGUGCUGCUUGGCGCGGACAAGUCUGCAAUUAAUUGGAAGGGGAAGAUGUAAAAGAUUGUCCUCAUUCGGCGAGCGCUGCACUCCCGAGGAUCUAGCUGUGGAAGAGUAUGGGGGGAAAUAUGUUCGAAGCUGCCCGUGCAGAUCAGGGUUGAGUUGCGAAAACGUCGGGCGAUUUAGACAGUCUUCUCUUUCGCAAAGAUGCGUUAGAAGCACCGUGAGCAGUACUUCAACAACUACUUCAAUAGCCAGCACUCCAACUACUACAACUACUCCGGCAAGUACGUCUACAACUAUCACAACGACAACAAGUGAAAAUCCUUCAUCAGUUACUGGGGGAUAAUUUGUUGGAAAAAAAUCAGUAAUGGAAGAAAUUAUACUAAAGUUUCAUUUUGCUGUUCUUUACUAACCAAAUGUCAGUUGAUUCUAAUUAUAGAAGACUAUUUCUGAGAAUAGAAAAUAUUUUGUAAUAAUAAAAUACUCAUUUAUUUUC